UGUGGUUUAGUGUGGUUUAGUGACGAAUGUAACAUGUCAAGCGGUGACGUUGGACAACUGAAUUUUGAAGGUUAUCAAACGAUCGAGAAAUUGGAGUCUUCACACUGAAGGAGAUUCAUUGAAAUAUCAUAUUUCAUCGAUGUAGUGGAUCGCCGUCAUUGCUUCCUAAUUUUCCAAACGCCGCGACAUAUCGUGACGAUAGAUGCGAUAGAUUAUCGUGUAAAUACUCCAGUUUUAGGCAAAGGUUAGGUGUAAUUUUCAAAGUAAUAUACAAUGGCUCUAGGCACGAUAUUGCAGAAAGCUAUAGAUCUAGUUACCAAAGCAACAGAGGAGGAUCGCAACAAAAAUUACGAAGAAGCGCUAAGGUUAUAUGAACAUGCAGUGGAAUAUUUCCUACACUCUAUUAAAUACGAAGCACAAGGAGAUAGAGCAAAGGAAAGUAUAAGAGCGAAAUGUACACAGUACUUGGAAAGAGCAGAGAAACUAAAGGCUUAUUUGAAGAAAAGUAAGAAGAAACCUGUGAAAGCAGGGGAGGAUAAUACCAAGUCUGAAGAUAAGAAAAGCGAUAGUGGCGACAGUGAUACUGAUAGUGAUCCUGAAAAGAAAAAGCUUCAAAGUAAAUUGGAAGGAGCAAUAAUUAUUGAAAAACCAGAUGUCAAAUGGAGUGAUGUUGCUGGUCUUGAUGGAGCUAAAGAAGCUUUGAAGGAGGCUGUUAUUUUACCAAUACGUUUUCCUCACCUGUUUACUGGAAAACGAAUCCCAUGGAAGGGUAUCUUGCUGUUUGGGCCACCAGGUACUGGUAAAUCUUACUUAGCGAAGGCAGUGGCAACAGAAGCCAACAAUUCAACAUUUUUCUCGGUAUCGUCGUCCGACUUGGUAAGCAAAUGGCUCGGCGAAUCUGAAAAGCUUGUAAAAAAUUUGUUUGAAUUAGCUCGGCAACACAAACCGAGCAUCAUAUUCAUCGACGAAGUCGAUUCACUUUGUUCAUCGCGAUCUGAUAACGAGUCGGAAUCUGCAAGGAGAAUAAAAACAGAAUUUUUAGUUCAAAUGCAAGGUGUUGGCUCCGACAACGAUGGUAUCCUAGUACUAGGAGCUACCAAUAUACCAUGGGUACUGGAUUCUGCUAUUAGAAGAAGAUUUGAAAAAAGGAUUUAUAUUCCCCUACCCGACGAGCAAGCACGGGCUAUAAUGUUUAAACUUCAUUUAGGAAGUACGGCUCAUUGUUUAACGGAAGAAGAUUUCAAAAAAUUAGCAGCAGCUACUGACGGGUAUUCAGGAGCCGAUAUAAGUAUUAUCGUUCGAGAUGCGUUGAUGCAGCCAGUUAGACAAGUCCAAACGGCAACGCAUUUUAAACGCGUAAGAGGUCCAUCACCGAAAGACCCUUCUGUUAUUGUGGACGAUUUACUCACUCCUUGUUCGCCUGGAGAUCCAGCUGCCAUCGAAAUGAACUGGAUGGAAGUUGAAGGUGACAAAUUGUACGAGCCACCUGUAACUAUGAAAGAUAUGUUAAAAUCAUUGGCAACCACUCGUCCUACGGUAAACGAAGAGGAUAUGACCAAGCUAGAGAAAUUCAAAGAAGAUUUUGGUCAAGAAGGUUGAUACUUGGGUUUUUUAAAGAAUGUAAAUCAAUGUACACUUCCAAGAGUAUGUUUCAGUUACACGCGCUUGCCUUACAUCUUGUUUCAUUAUCGUUGCUGCUACUACACAGUAUUUACCCAACAUCACGUGAACUCGAGUUCUUGUAUAUCCUUUUCUCUCUAUUUCUAUUUCUCCUUCCUUCUUUUAACAAUGAAUACGCAAUAACGAUAACAUUGAGAGCUUGACGCAUAUUCACAAAUAUUUGUCAAUGUUAAUAUAAAUAUCAU
Dufourea novaeangliae is the source of this 1865-nucleotide messenger RNA. It is a transcript of the gene Vps4, whose product is annotated as vacuolar protein sorting-associated protein 4B. The transcript is spliced from 6 exons. Bases 274 to 1599 code for a protein of 441 amino acids. NCBI's taxonomy places the organism in Eukaryota, Metazoa, Arthropoda, Insecta, Hymenoptera, Halictidae. Gene Ontology annotation, biological process: vacuole organization; endosomal transport. The record is from RefSeq and is a predicted model, not a curated record. Gene Ontology annotation, molecular function: ATP binding; ATP hydrolysis activity.